Eruca vesicaria subsp. sativa (arugula) is the source of this 952-nucleotide messenger RNA. The record is from the annotation of a GenBank genome assembly. NCBI's taxonomy places the organism in Eukaryota, Viridiplantae, Streptophyta, Magnoliopsida, Brassicales, Brassicaceae.
AUGAUACCUCUAGUGGAAUACAAGAAGAUGAGACCAUUCUUUUCAUUUGAGCACCACAUUCUCUCUUUCUACAUUUGUAUAUAUAAACACGCAACCACCUUCAUCAAACAAAAUAUCAACUCAUCUUCUCCAACAAGAAUCAUCAAAACACACACAAAGAAAAGACAGAAACACAUCUAUAAACAAAGAAUCAAGAAGAAGAUGACAAAAGUUCACCCUAAAUUCCCAAACACCUGCGAGGAAAGCUUGUGGGAUAGUAAAGCAGCCGUAGGUUUAACGGUGUGGAAGAAGUCUCUUCUCUUCAACUGCGAUGGUUUCACAGUUUACAACUCUUAUGGAGAUCUUGUCUUUAGGGUUGACAAUUACAUGAACUCUCCUAGAGACAACAUCGUCCUUAUGGAUGCUUCCGGCUUGCCCCUUCUCUCCAUCCGCCGUAAGAAGUUGAGCCUAGGAGAUUGCUGGACGGUAUACGAUGGAGAAACACAAAAAGAUCCAAUAUUUACAGCAAAGAAAAACGUUAGCAUACUAACAAAUAAAAAGGGCUUGGGGUGGGUUAGCGCAAAGAAGACAGUAUUAUACGAGAUUGACGGAUCGUAUAGUCAGAGAAGCUGCAAAAUAGUAGACGUGAGGAUGAACAAGAAGAUAACGGCAGAAAUCAAGAAGAAAGAUGCAAUGGUUGGAGGAGGUUCCUUUGGCAAAGAUGUGUUUAAACUUAUAGUUGAACCGGAGAUGGAGCCUCGUGUGGCCAUGGCAUUGACCAUCAUUCUCGACCAGAUGUUUAGAUCUUAUUGAUUCUUCUUUUUCAAGCUUUGUACGUGAGUAUAUAUUAGUUUCCCUUUUUGUUAUGUAAUUUGUGCAUGUGUUUCUUGUUACACAUGAAUAGAAACGACUUUUGUUUUCAGUUAUUAAUUUUAGCCUUAUACUAUACAUAAAAUGAAGUUGAUUGACGGUG